ACGAAAUCAUCUCGCGAGCUCUCACCACAGCUUGUGACGCCAGUUCCCGUUGCCUUGCUGUCAAGUCCGUAAAUUGUCAGGAGAGAUAAUGGCCAGAGUAGAGGUGACGCCACUGAGACCGUGGGACGACUUCUUUCCCGGAUGGGACAGAUUCGCCAAACCAGAUAUGAAAGACACGGCGAAAUGGAAUAACAGAGUUGUCAGCAACCUACUCUACUAUCAAACAAAUUAUCUGGCAGUUUCUGUCUGUGUUUUCCUUAUGGUCGGGUUCCUGAACCCUUUGGGAAUGUUCACCGCCAUGGCUGUGGUCUCAGGAGUUUUUCUGUGCUCAGUGUGGGCAGGCGAAAACAGAACGGCCAUCAGGAACUUCAAAAGACAGAACCCCACAGCCUUUAUGAUUGCUGUUAUGGUGACUAGCUACGUCUUCAUAUCCCUGUUGGGGAGUGUCAUGGUGUUCAUGACCGCAAUCACUUUACCGCUCACCUUGGUAUUGGCCCAUUCAUCCUUUCGCCUCCGCAACAUGAAGAACAAACUGGAGAAUAAAAUAGAGUGUUCCGGACUCAAAAGGUCACCAAUGGGCCUUUUCCUGGAGUCUCUUGGUCAGCAAGAGGAGAACUUUCAAAAGAUUCAGAACUUGCUGGAGUCCAAAAUGAAGGAAUGACUGGACUCAGAAAGGACAACACACUCCUGUUCAUCCGUUUACCAAAGAUUUUGACCCACUUCCAUCUAUCUGAAUGGGCCCCGUGAGCUCCCUUUACCUUAUGAUGAGAAUCAAAUGUGCUAUGCCCACUGAGUAUUCCACUCCUACUAGACUACGCCCUAAUUCUAAAAUCUGGCUUGUAUUUCUCACUCACUCACAGACGUCAACCACAGCAGUUCCCCACUAAGGUUAACUAUUAUUACAAGGCAUAUAAAAAAUGAAAAAAAAAAACUCAUGAUAUAUGUCCUUGCUGAGAUAUGUUAAAGAUGCUAUUGUUUCAAAUCUGUAUAACCCCACAUAAAGUUUGCUUUAGUUCUCGUGUGCAUAGAAAACAGCUAAGCUCAGAUGUUUUGCAAUAAAAGAGAAAGAACCUGCUUACUUUGGCGCCAUGAUGAAUGGAAUACGUGAGUCACAUCACUGUGUCAAUGUUGAAAAGUGAAGACUUCAAAAGGGUCUGAGGUCUUAAAUCAAAUCCAUCCGUAUUCCUCCUGCACCCCUGAGUCUUUAAUCUUGACAGAGCCCUCUGGGUGACUGAUUAUCUUGGUUGAUGUUAAUCAAUGGGCUGCUCCGCAUUAUAGUACAGAUUAUCAGUGUGAAUUGAUAUAAUCCACCUCCAUGUGUCAGUAGAGCAGCAUGUCACCUUGUUUUUCCUAUUGGCUUGUGCAGAAAAGCAAUGUUAGAAGGGGCAUAUUAAAAAUGAGUUUGACACACUUUGGGGAAAAUUGGGGCACAGUAUAUUAUCAAUAUUGGUUUCACACAAACUACUUUUUUUUAAUUUUUAUUGGUUCACCAAUUUUUAUUUCCAAGCUAUCAUACUGAUCAAGAAGACAUUAUCUUUACUUUUUUUUCCAUUUGUGUUUUGAGGAAUAAAUUCAUAGCUGUCAAGACCUUUUCUUUUUUUUUUAAUCUGCAAUGGAUGUAUAGUAUGGAACUUAAAAAAACAUUCAAGGAGCACUGAUUUGUUAAAAUUUUCAAAACAAAAAAAAAAGUCAAGCCAUAUCAGGUAUAAUAAUUUAACUGAGAAAUUGUACAAGAGGCAAUUCUAGUAUGGUAAAUCAGUGUGUAAGUGAAAAUAGAAGUUAAUACUUAAAAACAAUAAAGCAUGCAGUGAAUAUUAUCUUUUGAGUAAUGUAUGAUUCUUUUAUUUAUCUGUCUAUUUUUACUAUUUUCAUUUUUGGAUUAUGACAAAUAAUACAAAAUAACAACAAAAUGAAAAUGAAAAUGCUAUAAAAAUAUGUAGUGUUUGCUCACUUGUAAGGACUUGAGCUUUGGAACCAGAGGGCUACAGUUUGAGUACAGCUUCAGACAAAUGCAAAAAAUUAAACAAAAUAAUAAUAAGAAGAAUUUCUUGUGAGUAAGAGGCUAGUUUGCUUCUUAAAUACUGUCAAGGGUGGCCUUGCUCAAGAGAUGCAACACUUUGUGUGCCCCUCAGGCUGACUCUCCUUCCAUGUCUACAUGUUUGUGGUCUAGUUCUCUGCGAAGUAUACAAUAUGCAUACGCAGAUUGUGGGUGUAAUUUUCCUUUGUGGGAUUAAUAAACAUGUACUGGGAUGUAUAACGAAAAAAUAAA
Syngnathoides biaculeatus (alligator pipefish) is the source of this 2269-nucleotide messenger RNA. RefSeq names its product PRA1 family protein 3-like. NCBI's taxonomy places the organism in Eukaryota, Metazoa, Chordata, Actinopteri, Syngnathiformes, Syngnathidae. The record is from RefSeq and is a predicted model, not a curated record. Bases 89 to 661 code for a protein of 190 amino acids. Gene Ontology annotation, biological process: negative regulation of transport. The transcript has 3 exons. Gene Ontology annotation, cellular component: membrane.